Lycium ferocissimum is the source of this 1111-nucleotide messenger RNA. Its product is annotated as L-ascorbate peroxidase 3-like. The record is from RefSeq and is a predicted model, not a curated record. Gene Ontology annotation, biological process: cellular response to oxidative stress; hydrogen peroxide catabolic process; response to reactive oxygen species. Gene Ontology annotation, molecular function: peroxidase activity; heme binding. NCBI's taxonomy places the organism in Eukaryota, Viridiplantae, Streptophyta, Magnoliopsida, Solanales, Solanaceae. The coding region runs from base 72 to 935 and encodes 287 amino acids. The transcript is spliced from 8 exons.
AGGUUACGAUCACUUUGCAUAAUAUAUAGUUUUAGUGUAUUAUUACAACAUUAUCAUAUUAGUACUAUCGAAUGGCACCACGAGUCGAUGCCGAGUAUCAGAAAGAGAUAACAAAAGCACGAGAAGAGCUGAAAAAUCUUCCGAAGGAUAAGUACAGUGCUGCUGAUUUGCUUCGUUUAGCAUACACAUCCCAAUUCUCAAUUGCCAAUUCUCAUCAUGAUGAAGGAACUAUUACUUCUAAUGAUGCUAAACCAAAUACUCAAUCUGCCAAUAAUAAUAUCAAAACUGCAAUUGAAAAUAUCAAGAACAGCCAUCGCACAAUAACGUAUCCUGACCUCUAUCAGCUUGCUGGGGUUGUUGCUCUUGAGAUGCCUGGUGGUCCAAAAAUCGAGUUUGUCCCUGGUAGAGAGGAUUCACCAAUUUCACCAGAUGAAGGGUGCCUUCCUGAUGGCAGUCAAGGUGCAUCAGAUUUAAGAGAUGUCUUUCGCAAAGUGGGAAUCUCUGACAACAGAGACAUAGUAGCAUUAUCUGGAGGCCUCGAAAUGGCCAGAAGAGCAGGUCCUCGCACCGGCGAGACUUUCAAAUUUGACAACUCAUACUUUAAGGAGCUCUUCAAAAAUAAGGAUUCGAGUCAACUUCAGCCCACUGAUGAAGCUCUGGUUAAGGAUCCAAACUUCAUCCGCCUUGUGGGCCUUUAUGCAGAGAAUAAUCAGGCUUUCUUAAAGGACUACGAAGUGGCACACAAGAAGCUCUCUGACCUUGGAUUACCAGAUUCACCAUUUUUGGGAUUGGAAAAAAGCAAGCCAGUUCUGAAUAUGCCGGUGUCACAGAGGGCUGUUGGAGUUGUUGUUGCAGCUGCUGUUGUGAUAUUGAGUGUCUUCUAUCUAAUCAACAAGAGGAGAACUAACAAGUAUUCGUCACAGCAGUUUCAGUAACUUGGUGAACUAGAAAGAUAGUAAACCGGAAACCGAUAAGCAGGAAGAAAAAGGCCGUUCGACUGAAUGGCUCCACGUUUCUUUAAAUAAUAAAUCUUGGGGAAUAUCUCCAUGUUUCAUCAUAACUUAAAUAUGUAAAAUUUACUCAAAUGUACUAGUAGUAAUAAUAUAAAACU